Molecule: messenger RNA, 1355 nt
Organism: Anastrepha obliqua
Lineage: Eukaryota; Metazoa; Arthropoda; Insecta; Diptera; Tephritidae
Product: peptidyl-prolyl cis-trans isomerase 5
Exons: 3
Coding region: 270-887 (205 amino acids)
Biological process (GO): protein peptidyl-prolyl isomerization; protein folding
Cellular component (GO): intracellular membrane-bounded organelle
Molecular function (GO): peptidyl-prolyl cis-trans isomerase activity
Source: RefSeq, a predicted model, not a curated record
UAUUCCACGAGCGCGGAGAAAUAAAGAAUCUCAGAGUCCAAUUGCUUCAUUGUGUGUUGCUGUGUAUGUUUGUGGCUCUUCUCCCAAAGAUUUCACGCAGGGCUAGCAGCAACAUAGCAAUUGGUGGCGGUGGUGGUGGCUUUUGACAUCAGCUGCCUUUUCAUUUAUUCGCCAACUGCUGUCGGUAACGGAGGUGCUUUUUUUGAAUCCCAGUGAAAGAGUAUUAUAUUUGUGAGUUUUUAGUGUGUUUGCUUAGCGGAAAUCGCAUAAUGAAGCUCUAUUUGGGAUUGUGUCUGGUCGCGCUUGUGGCCGGCAGUGUGAUGGCUGACGAGAGUAAAGGACCCAAAGUAACCGAUAAGGUUUUCUUUGACAUCACCAUUGGUGGCGAACCAGCUGGACGUAUUGAGAUUGGUCUAUUCGGCAAAACGGUGGAGAAGACUGCACGUAAUUUCAAAGAGCUUGCUGAGAAACCAGAAGGUGAAGGCUUCAAAGGCAGCAAAUUCCAUCGCGUGAUCAAGGACUUCAUGAUCCAAGGUGGCGAUUUCACCAAAGGCGAUGGCACUGGUGGUCGUUCGAUCUACGGUGAACGCUUCGCCGAUGAGAACUUCAAGCUGAAGCACUAUGGUGCCGGUUGGUUGAGCAUGGCCAAUGCUGGCAAGGACACCAACGGUUCACAGUUCUUUAUCACCACGAAGCAGACCAGCUGGUUGGAUGGACGUCAUGUCGUUUUCGGCAAAAUCUUGUCCGGCAUGAAUGUUGUGCGUAAAAUCGAAAGGAGCGAAACCGAUGGACGCGAUCGUCCCGUUAAGGAUGUGGUGAUUGCCAAUUGUGGCUCGAUACCUGUCGAUGAGCCAUUUGCCGUCUCGAAAACUGAUGCCACCGAUUAAGCGGCAGCACAGCGAGCGAGUACUAUAUAUGCACGCACAAAAACAAAAUUGCAUUAGAAAACAAACAAUGAGAAGUCAAGUUUUGAUGAGGAAGCCGCAGCGGGCGCAGGCAGUUGGCGAAAGAGAUUGUUAGCAUUUGCAUAUUGCGAAAGUUGAAAAUGUACAACAAAAAGAAUUAAAAAUGAAAAGCAAUUUUAUGAGUGUUAUAGCAACAAAAAAAAAAAAAAACAAAAACCAAAAAGAAAGAAAAGUUAAAAAGUUUUAAUAAUUGAAAUAAAAUAAACAUAGAGAUUCUUAACACUUUUCAAUACUCCGAAAGAAAAUUCGCCAGAUUUAAUAAUUCCUUAUUGCAUUAAGAAAUGAAACUUUGCAUUUAUCACAUUGUACUAACAUUUUAAGAUUCAUCAACGUAAUUAAAACUGAAACACAUACAAAUAAAAUAAAGAUAUUUAAUUGAAAGAAGAGAAA